Penaeus vannamei (Pacific white shrimp) is the source of this 2851-nucleotide messenger RNA. Its product is annotated as heat shock factor-binding protein 1. Gene Ontology annotation, cellular component: nucleus; cytosol. The record is from RefSeq and is a predicted model, not a curated record. Gene Ontology annotation, biological process: cellular heat acclimation. Gene Ontology annotation, molecular function: transcription corepressor activity. NCBI's taxonomy places the organism in Eukaryota, Metazoa, Arthropoda, Malacostraca, Decapoda, Penaeidae.
GGGCGCGUCCGGACCCGUGCAGGCAGCAGACGACAGCAUCAUGGCGGACCACAGGACGGACGUGAGGGAAGACUCCGAGAUGGCAGUCACAGUGGCCACCCCAGACCCCAAGAAUGUCCAGGAACUGACGCAAUAUGUCACGGUGCUUCUACAGCAGAUGCAAGAACGAUUCCAGACCAUGUCGGACCAAAUCAUUACGAGAAUAGAUGAGAUGGGGACACGCAUUGAUGACCUCGAGAGGAACAUUGCCGACCUCAUGACGCAAGCUGGCCCAGAGGAACCAGACAAGUGAACCGACGCAGAGAUUUAGCAGACAGUUUUCAGUUAAUGGAAGAGAGAGCAAGAGAGAGCCUCACUUUACUUAGCACUCGCCACAACUGAGUGGAUGUUUAGAUGGGCUCGUCCUUAGUAUGUACAUGGGAAGUUUGAGGAGCUGAAAAAAAAGUAUUUGAAAGAAUGAUUAAAUAAAAUUAGAAAGCAGAAUCCAGAAAAAAAAACGGUGAAUGGAAAUUUUUCUUGGACCAACUAGUAUACGAAAGGGAUUUCAGAAGUAACAUUUUAUUUUAAAGCACAUGAUGACAAGUGUGCAUGCAUAGUAUAAGACUAACAUGUUCACUCAGAUGGUUAGCAGUGUUACCAACAAAGUAUGAAUUGUAACAUUAUACUAGAAUCAUGAACUGUGAGAAUGUAUUAGAAGUAUGAAGUGUAAUAUUAUAAUAAGAUAAAAUGAAUGUGCAAUAACACUGCCAUUAUUAUUGUUUAUAAGGUAUAUAUAUGUAUAUAUAUAUAUCCAGAAGAUAGUUUCUUAUCAAAUGAUUUUCAUAUUUAUACAGCAUUGUAGACCAGGCAGACAGGCAACCAGUCUUGUAGAUGGAAACAUGCAUCAUGGAAUCAGAAUAUUUUUGUUAAUUGUAAUUUUUCAGAUUGAGUGAGUGAGAAUAACGAUUUUUCUAUAAUUAAUCCAUUGAUUGUGCUUUAUGUAUAAAAUUGUUUGAAUGUUUUAUAGAAAUAAAAUGGGAGUAGGCUUUGAUAUAUGGUGUUUAAAAAAACUCGAUACAUCAUUAGGCUUAAUUGUCUCAGGGUUGAUUAUUGGUGGAUGUUGGCGAAAAUCAUCUGUUCUUUUGGUAUUUUAGACUGGCUAAUAACUGUUGGAUGAGUAGGUAACUUAAUGAAAGUAAAAAUUACAGUGAUAAUGAGAUAAUUAAAAGUGCACAAAUAGACUUUUAUGAAGGAGAGAUAGUCUUAAAAAUCAAGUUAGGGUCAGUUGUACAUUCCCAGCUGCUUCUCUUGGUAACAAACCACAUUUUAAAUAUGUAAAUCAUCUGUGCCAGGGUUUCAUCACCCUUUUGUAAAUGGCAACAUUGAGGUCAAAGAUGCACUAAACCAGUUCUUUAUUACUUUGAGUAAUUUAACGUGUUUGGGGAAGCUUGAUGCAUCAUUCUUGAGCAUCCCCUCUCUUUGAAAUUACAGACAGUGGUUACUUUUAAUCUUUAGAUAGUUCAAAAAAGAAGAAUCAGAAACUAGAGGGUUCAUACUCUGGCCCAAAGAACUUCUGUAAGAGAACUGUUCAUUCACCAGUCAUUCUUUUAAUGACCUGAAGAGGUGUUCUUUAAACACUUGCAAUUUGAUAUUUAUUGAACAUAAAUAUACCUUGUAACCCUCUUUUGAGGUAAAUCUUUGACUGUAAAAAUGAAAUAUGUUAAAAGCUUAGUGAUCAGAAAUGUUCAAUGUACCAGCAAAGUUGUUGCCUAGAUAAAAAAGAUGGAAUACAUAGGUUGUAUCCAUAAAUACAUGGAAAGGAAAGGAAGCUUGGCCAAAGAUAUUUUUAAAAUGCAUAUUUUCUUUGCAUUUUAUAAGCUAUUCUCUAUAGUGUGUGCACCCUCCUUUGCAGUUUGCCAAAGAGGAUAUCCAGACACUGACAGUUAUUAAUACUUCAACUUCUACCAAAUUCCCUGAACCUUCUUAUCCUCUAAGAGGAUGAAUUUCUUAACAGUUCAUCACUUAACCAACAGUCCAUGUUAAAGAUGUAGUUAUAUUAUGUAUUGAUUGUUCAUAUCAUGGUGAUAUACAUGAUUCUGCAACUUGUCCAUAUCAGUUGGAGUAAUUUAGGAAGCAUCUCUUUUUAGGUGUUGAGUGUGGACUGAAUGAAGACUGUUUGGGAGAAAAAGAUGAUGUGUCACGGGAAAGGUAGGAUUGUGAAAAGUGCUAUGGAAAAGAAAGGUAAUGGCUCAAAGGUCACGGGACAGUUGCCUUUUUUAUCGUCCCAAAACAGAGUUGUAUCCACCUUAUCAUGUUGAAUACUGUCAUCACCUUGCAUGUUUUGUACAUGUGUAGGAAAUGAUUUGUUUUCUAUACAGGAUCAUGUAAAAGUAAGAAAGACUUAUACCUUUUGUUAUGCUUUUACCUUUCAGAAUAGCUUAGACUUUGACUAAUGAGAAAUCAAGUGAGCCACAUAAUUUUUAUAUUGUGCUUUAUACUGUAUUCCAUCACUGCACAUCAUACAUUGGUAAGGGAAUCAUAACUAGUAGGUUAGAUGUUUUAGCACAAUAUGAAUUGCGAUUCUCAACUCCUGUGUGUUUGGUUUUAUAUCUGUAUUUGGUUUGCUUGUUGAACAGUGGAUAUACUACAAAAAGAUAUAUGAUUAUGUGUCUAACUUUAUAAUAUUUGGAAACUUUUUCAGAUGUACUAAUGAUUCCCCUUUCGUUUUUCUUUUUUUUUGCUGUGACUGAUAAUACCAUGUAGACAAAAUAUGUUAUUCUGUAUUUGUGUUGCAUAUUUCAAAUUGUAUAUGUAGUUUCUAUCACAGCAACAUUAAAGUUUAUUGAUGGUUUCCACCAUCCCUAUACAAAAA